This is a messenger RNA of Phyllostomus hastatus (greater spear-nosed bat), 6440 nucleotides long. RefSeq names its product LIM domain containing 1 (gene LIMD1). Gene Ontology annotation, biological process: negative regulation of hippo signaling; cytoskeleton organization; regulation of DNA-templated transcription. Gene Ontology annotation, molecular function: transcription corepressor activity. The record is from RefSeq and is a predicted model, not a curated record. The transcript is spliced from 8 exons. Gene Ontology annotation, cellular component: transcription regulator complex; nucleus; adherens junction. NCBI's taxonomy places the organism in Eukaryota, Metazoa, Chordata, Mammalia, Chiroptera, Phyllostomidae. Bases 759 to 2777 code for a protein of 672 amino acids.
CGUGCCGGCUGGCGACCGAGCGGCGGGUACGGCGUCCUGCGCACUCACUUCCGCGUCCCGCCGCCCUUCGGCCCGCGCGCGCUCUGCCGCCGCCGCUCUCGGACAAUAGGCCACCCGCUCCGGCCCCCGUGAACUUCCUGCCGCCGCCAGACCGGCCCGUGCGCGGAGGACCGCGCUCCCUCUCGGCGCCGGCCAGGAUCACAGCCGCGCGGCUGCGACGGUAAGCGGAGGGGACCGAGCGCGCCCGGGACGUGCCUGCGCCUCCGGCCGCCGCGCCUUUGCUCCGGCCGGGCGGUGCGGAGGCUUCUGCACUCUCUGGCCCAGGCGACUUCACCCCGGCCCGGUCCUGCGGCAGCCGCCUUGUGGGCUUCUGCGUUUGGUUGGUUAAGGAGGAUGUGAUUUUUUUUUUCCUCCUUUCAUGAUUUGAAAAAGAGAAAAGAACGCACUGUAAGCUGGGACAGGGAAGCGCCACCAUCUGCCCCCACGUGGACACUUCCGAGGGGAAAAGAAGUUGGAAGAGAACUUAAUCCAUCAGGCUCUGAGGCCUCAGCGUGGGCUGGACUGUAAGGCCUGGGGUCAUGACUCUCUCUCUGGGCAGGUGGAAGGUUUUACCUGUUCUGGGCUGGACUUGAGUCCCGGUUCUUGGCCAGCACAUCCCCACCACCUCCUCCACACACACACACACGCACACACACGCACGCACGCACUCACUCACUCACUAGGGGCACCGGGCCUAGGCCUCCACACCAGUCUGCAACAUGGAUAAGUACGACGACCUGGGCCUGGAGGCCAGUAAAUUCAUCGAGGACCUGAACAUGUAUGAGGCAUCCAAGGAUGGACUCUUCCGAGUGGACAAGGGUGCGGGCAACAACCCGGAGUUUGAGGAAACACGCAGGGUGUUUGCCACCAAGAUGGCCAAAAUCCACCUUCAGCAGCAGCAACAGCUCCUCCAAGACGAGACCCUGCCCAGGGCCAGCCGAGGUCCUGUCAAUGGUGGGGGGCGUCCGGGCCCCCAGCCCCACCGGGACACUGGUGUGGGCAACAAGCUGACCACAGACGGCGCUGCCAAGCCCCCUCUGGCUGCCUCAGCAGGAGCUCCUGCCGCGGCCGCCACCAUCGCCGCUGGGCAGCCCUUGUGCCCACCCCAGGAGCAGAGGGCGAGGCCGUAUGUCCGCAGCGCGAGGCCUGGUAGCCAGGACUGUGGUUCCAAGGAGGGCCCGGUGAGCUCUGAGAUGUCUGCUUUCCACGGGGUGAGUCCCUGCGAGGAUCCUUCUUGCCUCACCCACGGGGACUAUUACGACAACCUCUCCUUGGCAAGCCCGAAGUGGGGUGAAGACCCAGGAGCGCCUUCCAGCAUCAGGCUGGGUGUAGGGGGUGGGUGGCCUGGCGCCCCAGGAAGUGAUCCGGCACCACCCAAACCCUCCAGGGAUCCUCACUUAUACCAGCCACAGCUCUCCCCAGGCUCCAGCAGGUCGUUUGAGAGCGGCCAGGACAGUGGCGUUGAUGGCUGCGGCAGUGAGAAGCCAGCAGCUCUUUGGACCACUGCCUCCUCCCAGUGGGUGAGGCCUGGCCUGCCCUCCCCAGGCCCGGAGAACGGAGCCCUGCUGGGCCCGGCUCAGCCCAGGACCCCUUUCUCAGCGUCGCUGGCCCUGAGCUGCCCCGGUCCGGGAGCUCUUCCCAGAACAAACUCUGGGGUGGGGAGAGAGGUUUCAGGCAUGACGCCCAGCCCGAGCGUGCACUCUCAGCCCUGGUUCCAGGAGGGGCCCAAGUCUUACCUUUCUAGCUCUGGGCCGUCGUCCUUGCCAGCCAGCAUGGACGGUUCGCAGCUGGGUGCAGCGGCCCCCGGCCUGGGUCCCAAGCCUGGCUGCACAGACCCUGGCACCGGUCCCAGACUCAGCCCCACCAGCCGCAUCCAUCCAGCGCUGUCCACCCCACCGGAGCUACCUUGUAAAGAAGGUGCCCCUGGCUGGUCUUCGGAGGGCGGCCUGGGGCCUGUGCUCGCAGAGAGCCCCGGCCCCCACAGGGUGAAGCUGCCCUGCCAGACCCUCAGCCCGGGCCCCGAGCCUGGGCCCUCCGCCGCCGAGCUGAAGUUGGAAGCUCUCACGCAGCGCCUGGAGCGGGAGAUGGACGCUCACCCGAAGGCCGACUACUUCGGUACCUGCGUGAAGUGCAGCAAAGGGGUGUUUGGGGCCGGCCAGGCCUGCCAGGCCAUGGGGAACCUCUACCACGACGCCUGCUUCACCUGCGCGGCCUGCAGCAGGAAGCUGAGAGGAAAAGCCUUUUAUUUCGUCAACGGCAAGGUGUUUUGUGAGGAAGACUUCCUGUACUCCGGGUUCCAGCAGUCCGCCGACAGGUGCUUCCUUUGCGGCCAUCUGAUCAUGGACAUGAUCCUGCAGGCCCUGGGGAAGUCCUACCACCCUGGCUGCUUCCGCUGUGUCAUCUGUAACGAGUGCUUGGACGGGGUGCCCUUCACCGUGGACUCCGAGAACAAGAUCUAUUGUGUCCGGGAUUACCACAAGGUGCUGGCCCCCAAGUGUGCAGCCUGCGGGCUUCCCAUCCUCCCCCCUGAGGGCUCGGACGAGACCAUCCGCGUCGUGUCCAUGGACCGAGACUACCAUGUGGAGUGCUACCACUGCGAGGACUGUGGCCUGGAGCUCAACGACGAGGACGGCCACCGCUGCUACCCGCUGGAGGACCACCUGUUCUGCCAGUCCUGCCACGUCAAGAGGCUGGAGAAAGGCCCCUCGUCCGCGGCCCCGCACCCGCACCGCUUCUAGCCGGAGCCUCGUGCAGAGACCUCAGCGCGGGACGGGAGGCCAGGGCUGCGUGGUGGCUGAUCCGCCCGUUGAUUCCGAUGGUCCCCUGGGUGGCGUUGGUGGGGGUAGGGGUGGGAGGGCCUGGCCGGCGAGCGCCUGCGUGCACGCGUGUGGGGUCCUUUCCUGUCGCCAGCGAGGCCCACCCUCCCUGUCUGGUGUGUGAGUGUUUUCCAAGGGCCUCUCCUCGCUGGCACGUGCUCACGCUCGUCAGAGUGUUCAGGAAGACGCUCCAGCAGGCGGGUGGCAUGUGACGGGAUCACAGCAGUGCAACCGAAUGAGCCUGCCCGUCUCCUCUGGGAACAGCUGACCCCGGGGGCGGGGGGCAGGGUCGCCCGGGCAUAUUUCCUAACAUCCCCGGAGGAGAGAUUUCAGCUGCGGAUCCAUCCGGCCCUUCCCCCCCCUUCAGGAAAACCCACGCACCCGCCCUCCCCAGGCGCACGCGGGUGUGCACACACACAGACACACACACACACACACGUGACUUAAGCUUCCUUCCACCACGGAGUGUCAGCUGUUCUGCAGAUGCCGCCUGGUUUAUGGCGAGCGGGAAGCCCUGACACGUGCCGAGUCUCUUGGAAGGAAUUUCCUCGGUAAACCAGAGCCAGGUGUUGAAGUUUGCGAGACAGGGUGGCCUAAGACACACUCUGUGGGUCCCCGCAGGUCUUCCCUCCCCCAUAGGCCGCGGCGGGGGGCUUUGGGUCGAAGAACUUGGCGCGGGCGCCAGGCCUCUCUGCCCACCUGUUUGCGCGUGUCCCCUCUGCCGCUCCCCAGAGUCCGUGACUUUGGAGUUGCUCCCCCAGAGGCGAGUCUCAGGACCCCACGUGCGGGCAACCCCCCGGGCUUUGGGGGAAGUCCUGCCGCAUCCCGAGAGCCAGCCCCGCACAGAGGAGGGGUGUUUGUGCGCGAGACCUCUAGAGCAGCGGGGGGGCGCACCUGAGCAUAAGUUAUUACAGUCAUUUCCCAAGUGUCUCUUGCCCAAUCCUUGGCACAGCGUGUGUUUGAAGAAACCAGUAUAAGGUACAGUGCUUUUGUCUGUCCUUUCCUUCUUUCUUCUUUAUUGUUUCCCUCCACUGUCAGCCUUCCACACCCAAAAAGAUACCUCACAGACACGAGCGUCACCAGAUCGCAGGUAGGGGCAGAGUUCGCCCAUCAUGGUGGGCUCAGCUGGCUUCUGCGGCAUGGCCAGAAGGUCUGGCUGCGCAUGGCCUGCCUCCGGCGGGUCAGAGCACUGGGACCCUAGCCAAAGGGCCAUGGGGACUAGAGCAGGUUGACAUUGGGUGCUGUGCACUGCGUCUGGCUGGCUCCCCAGGGUGACAAGGGCCCCGAGGGCCACACACAGGCAAGAUGUCAAGGCCACCUCUGCACGGAGGAGGCAGAACUGGCCCUGCAUGGCAGUCCUGAGGCCAGACGGGGCUCAGGGUCCCUCAGUGUUUCAAUAAGAAGGUGCAUGCAUAAAUAUUUUAAAGAGCUUGGCUGCCAUUUGCCCCUCAGCCUUGUCACAGGAGCCCUGGGGCCCUCUCACCACUGCCAGCCAGGCUGGGGCCCCGCAGCUGGCAUCUGCUCUCUGCCUCCUCACCUGGUACCCCAUGCAAGGGCACUGGGGGACUCAAGCCGCAGAGGGUGGUGAGUGGAGCCCUCCUGGGACCCCCAGACUUCCCACAGGGCCCCGCUUCCCGUCUGGGCCGCGUUGUGACCCACUCCGACACAGUUGCCUGUAAGAAGCGCAGCACAGGCUGGUUUGACGUUUUUAUUAGAUUCAUCCCGCUGGAUCCUUUGGCCACACGUCACUUCUGUCCAGGCUGCGCACUUUCAUCGCUUCCUUUUCACGGGCUGAGCCUCCCGAGGAGCUGUGAGUGCACAGGGCUGGGGCAGCGACCCCUGGGGUCAUAUUAUACCCCUCUCUUCCCACCUAGUCAUCUGGCCCAGCCUGGGCAGGGCCAUGGGCAGGAAGCCGGCCGACGCGUCUCCACCUGCCUCUGCCGGCCCGGGGAAUGUUCCCGGCCUUGCAGGCUCGUCUUUGCUCCACUUUCAAGCCCCACGGGGUGAAGGAAGUUGCCUUGCAGCCGCUGUCAGGGGCAGGAGGCAUGUGUUUGCAAAUUGGGUAACUAGUUAAGUGUGUGAUGAAUUUUUUAAAUGAGAAAUUUCAAAAUAGCCUUGAUUGGGGUGAUUCCGGUCUGGCUGCAAGUAUGGCAUUUUGAGCCAUUGAAGAGCAGUGAGAGAAUGACGGGGCGGAAUCCGAAGAGCAGCUUCUCUCGAGAUUGGUGUCCCCGGACGGGGUCCGGGGCAGGACUCUCGUUUUGGUUCUCCCCUGCUCAGGCCCUUGCAUGGAAGCCUUGCAGAGGUGUUCCCCUACCUGGUUAUCGGAAACAUUCUGUGAGUUACUAGCCAAAUAGAACUGCACCGGGGUCGUACCUCUAGGCACCCAGAAAGAAAACAGGCCCCUGGUAGACCCAGAUGAAUGAAUGAGUUCGUUGUAAAAGAGCGAACAGCCCUUCCUGGGUUCCCUGGACAACGGGUGCACUUCACAGCUAGACGAGGAGAGGAGGAUUAUGGGAGGAUUAUGGGAUAUAUGAGGAGGAUUAUGGCCCGAUAAGGCAGGCCCCAAAGCCAGCCUCCAGCCUUCUCCCUCGCCUCAUUUUUGCCGUUUAGUUUUUUCUCGUCACCUGCCACCAGCUCUGACCCCUACCCAGGCAGGGCCAUUCAGACGCUGCCUGGGUGGUCUGAGGAAGGCCCGUGACCCCGUUUGGCCGGCUGUAUCGGGAUUCUGUGUCUCUGUCUGUCUGAUGUUUCCCCACCUGAGUCAGUCACCGAGUGAGGAGUGAUCUGUUCAUUUCUCACCUGGGAGGGGAGGGCUCAACGCAGUCCUGUCCCCGGCAUUGCCUGUCGCUGGCGAGGGACUUCCACUGCUCCGUGGGGAGUGCCGGGGUGAAGACCUCUUUCCGCUGAGUCCUGAGCUGACGCCGUUGCGCCCUGGGUGGCUGGAGGGGUCAUCACAGGAUUCUGAUCACCUUCAAGGGCUUCCACUGCCUUGUUCCCGUGGGCUUGAGUCCCGCUUGCGGGAGGGAAACAGGAGUGUGAGGGCCUGGAAGAAUUCUCUGCCACUCACAGUCCGUUGCAGGCUGUCUUCGUGUGCCUUUCCCGUGUGUGUGGAAGUGUGAGCGCCGUGAGGGCCGCCGGCACUCUCGCAGCGCGUGUGGGGGACGUGACCCCAAGCCGCUGUUGCUUGGUGCACCUGUUAGUGAAACCCUGUCUGCCAGGAAACCAAAUUCUCCCUACUCUCCUUGGUGCCACAAGCAGCCCUGAUUUCCCAGUUACCACGUGAACUAACCUUUAAAAGCAAUAGAAGAAAAUGAAUAAAAUCUAUUAGCUAUCUUACCGUUCUGAGCCAGAACCGGACCGGUGUGGGAGAUUUCCAGCGUGUAUGACAAUUUCAGCUGUGGGGCAAAAUUAUUUUUCUGUCUCUCCUUUUACUGCAGAAUGAUUCAAAAACUCACUGUUAUUUUAAAAUUUGUACAAAAUAUUGUUACUAAAAAUUAUUUGAGGUGUUACUGUAAAAUGAUUCAAAAGACCAUGGCAAUAAAACUGCAUCAACUUGUAGACUAUUAAAGUGCUCUCCCAACAGGA